AUGAUUUUUUCAAUCGACCUGCUAUCAGCCCCAAUACCAAUACCGGGAUCAAUAUCAAUACCCCAAUGCAGCUUUGGUAUUGUGACACCCCUAUCUAAAUCCAACUCCAGUCAAAUCCAAAUCCAAAUCCAACUCCUGUCAACUCCAGUCAAAUCCAAAUCCAAAUCCAACUCCUGUCAACUCCAGUCAAAUCCAAAUCCAAUUCCAGUCAACUCUAGUCAAAUCCAAUUCCAGUCAACUCCAGUCAAAUCCAAAUCCAAUUCCUGUCAACUCCAGUCAAAUCCAAAUCCAAUUCUUGUCAACUCCAGUCAAAUCCAAAUCCAAUUCCUGUCAACUCCAGUCAAAUCGAAUUCUAGAAUUGGAUUUGGAUUUGGUGCACCCCUAUUGUAG
Molecule: messenger RNA, 390 nt
Organism: Rotaria socialis
Lineage: Eukaryota; Metazoa; Rotifera; Eurotatoria; Philodinida; Philodinidae
Source: the annotation of a GenBank genome assembly